UGCACCUGGGGUUGUAAGGCCACCUGAUGUGGGUGCUAGGAACUGAACUCUGGGCUUCUGCAGGAGCAGCAAGCUCUCUUAACCACUAAGCCAUCUGUUCAACUCCAGAUCCUACGUUUUUGUAAGUCAUGUAGCUGCCCUAGGAACAGAGAACAUAGGCCCACAAAGCCUCACAUGUUUUGCUGAGGAUAUCUGUGUUAGUGUUCUGUCACUGACAAAUGCCUGAGAUGAACACUUUAUAUAGAAGAAAGGCUUAUUUUCGCUGUUGGUUUUCAGUGGUUUCGGUCCAUGGUCACUUGGCUUCAUUGCUUCUGGCCUUGGAUGGGGCAGAAGAUCAUAGUGGAAAGCAUGAAUAGCUCAGCUGCCCAGCUCCUGGCAGCCAGGAGGGGGAGAGGUUGAGAACAAAGAAGCAGGCACAGGAUAUCUAACCCCAGUGACCUGCUUCCUCCAUCUAGGUCCUACCCCCUAGGACAGCCCCAUCUCCUUCUCAUGGUUCAUUCAGCUGUGAACCUAUCAAUGGAUGAACCACUGAUGAAGUCAGAGCCCCCAUGGUCCAUUUUGUUCUGAAGAUAGGAACUUUGGGGGAACAUUUAAUACCAAACCAUAAGGGACUGUGGAGAUGGCUCAGUUGGGAAAGUGACUUCAUCAGUCCAGAGGCAGAAGCAAACGGAUCUCUUAAGUUCAGUGGUAGCCUGGUAUACAUAGGGAGUUGCCAGCCAGGGAUACACAGUGAGACUGUCUCAAAAACAAAAAAACAAGGUUGAGAGUGAUUGAGGAAGAUGCCCACCCAAUAUUGAUGGCCUACACAUACAUGUGCACACAUACACAUGCUGGAAUACAGGGAAUAAGGAAGUUUACAGCUGGUAUUAGGUAGCCAACCAGAAAGAGAGGGGCAGCUGUAGAAAAACAAGCCUGUCUUGUAAGUUCCAGCUGGCUCCAUAGAGGCCGCACCCCUGCCUUGCAGCACACACAAGGUACCUUUGCUUUUUCUGCUAAUAAGCUCAGCAACUGCAAGUAGUUACACCUUCAGCAUAUCCGUGCAUCUGAUGGUUAGAGACUGAAUUGUGGGUAUGUGCAGCUUCUAAGAAACUCUCUUCCUGUUCCUGAAAGACAUUCGACUGCCCCAGUGGUGGGCCAGGGGAGGAGAAAUGCUGGACCCAGAGCUGUCAGUCAGAUUCUAGGUGCCUUCUGUUGCUGGUGCCUGGCUUGAUCCACCCUCCAUUCAGAGGAGAUUAUUUUGCUUCUGCUUUUUAAAAAUUUAAAUUUAUUUAUGUGUAUGUGUGCCACAGUGCACGUGUUGAACUCAGAGGACAACUCAGGGGAGUCAAUUCUCUCCUAAUGUGUGUCCUUGGGAUCAAACUGGAAUCCUCAGAUGGGGCAGUAAGCACCUUAACCCUGCAUUUGCUUUUUAACCUGAAUAAUAAACUGAAAACCUGGCUUGCUCUACCCAUGCUUGGCUGAGUUCUUCAGGGAGGCUAGAACUUGGACUGUUGCCACAGUUGAGGUCUGAGAGAAUGUGGGAGGAGUCAUGUCCCCAUCUACAACAGUCACCACAGCACCUCCUAAAAGGGAGGCGAAAGAGCAGGGAUCAGAAAGACUGGCAGAAGCUCUGCUGCCAGCCCUGAAGAAGUGGACUGAGCUUUGGACCAAGGGCACAGAAGCCAGAGAAGGCAGACACCAAUACUGUCCAGAGCCUGCAGAAGGGAUUAGCCCUGCCGGCACCUUGAUUUUAGCCUGUUGUAUGACACUGUUUCUGGGGGUCAGACAUUAACAAAUUUCUACUUACCCUAAAUAGGGAACUAACAACAGACCAGAAGGAAGACACCACCAAAGUCCAACUUGGUAAACCGAUAAGUUUUAUUGUGGUUACUUACAGGAGCAGGAAUGGCUCAGUCAGCUGGAUCAUCAAAAAGCCCACCUCCACAUGGGUGACAACUCAAGAAAACCCUGAAAACCUGGAGCAGACCUCACAACCUGCAGGCAGUUCAGCAGACUGGAGACUGCCCCUCUUCUAGGCAGCAAGGCAGUACACCCUACAAGCAAGCACAGGCUCCCUGGACCACACCGGCACUGGUGGCCUCAUUAAACCUUCAGGUACCCGGAGAGGAGAUCUAGCCUGCACCAUGAAACUGUGGCUCUUUGCCUGCCUGGUCGCCUGUUUUGUUUGGACCUGGAUGCCUGCUGUCCAUGUCCAAGGUGCCUUUGAAGACUGCUGCCUGGGUCACCAACCCAGGAUCAAAUGGAAUAUCCUCCAGCACGCUAGGCAUUAUCGCGUGCAGGAAGUGAGUGGAAGCUGCAACCUACGUGCUGUGAUAUUCCACUUCCGCCAGAAAGGCAAGGUGUGUAUGAACCCAGAGGACAAGGAUGUGAAGAAGGCAAUGGAGAUCUUGAAAGCUAAGAACAAGCCAGUUGACAAUCCCCAGAAGACCACCUCAGGCUCUCAUACUGAGAGGAGGAAGUUAAACCAUGUGAAGUCUAAGGUGAGGAACCCCAGCAGCACCAGCAUGAGGAACUCCACCCUAGGCCGGUCUAGGAUGGUGAUGAUGACCAGAAAGAUCAACAAUUAAGUUAUUCAGCGUGAGCACCAGCCGGACGAUGGGAGGAGUCCCCUGAAGUGCUGUCUUCUGGGCAUGACAUGGCCACUGAACUCACUGAAGGCACAGUUACCUGUACUUGACUGGACUCAGCAGGGUUUCAGCGUGGGCGAGUGGGGGACUCACAGGGCCCCACCCCUCAUCAACUAGCUAUUGGCUGUUAAUGAUUGCUGGGGGAAAGGGAGUCUUUUUCUCCCCAGAAGUGUUGGAUAGUCCAGUAUACAAUCCCCACCCAUGCUCAUGCAAGCAACCCUAAUUAAAUGCAGUGAGUCACACACAAAGGAAGAGAGGUAUGAAAGUAGGACAGGGCUUGUUAGGAAGAAGGCAUUCAGUGGGAGAGAGAGGACUACAGCAGGAUGAGUAUGUGUGUGUGAAAAUGGUCAAAUGCACACAUAUGUGAAAUGGUCAAAGAACUAAAAAUUAAAAAAUUUAAAAGCCAUUAAAAAUGAAUUACUUGA
Molecule: messenger RNA, 3052 nt
Organism: Peromyscus maniculatus bairdii (prairie deer mouse)
Lineage: Eukaryota; Metazoa; Chordata; Mammalia; Rodentia; Cricetidae
Source: RefSeq, a predicted model, not a curated record